Colletotrichum graminicola M1.001 is the source of this 978-nucleotide messenger RNA. RefSeq names its product memo-like protein. The record is from RefSeq and is a predicted model, not a curated record. Lineage: Eukaryota; Fungi; Ascomycota; Sordariomycetes; Glomerellales; Glomerellaceae. The transcript is spliced from 2 exons. The coding region runs from base 1 to 978 and encodes 325 amino acids.
AUGGCGCCCAGAGACACCCGCCCACCCGGCAAGCAGGGCGAGUGGUACCUAGGCGACGCGGACAGACUCGCCAAGCAGCUUGAUGAGUUCCUCGCCGACGUCCCGGACCAGAUCGACGGCCAAGGGCUUCCCAUCCCUGGCGCCCGCGUCAUCAUCGCCCCCCACGCAGGCUACUCCUACUCGGGCGCGACCGCCGCCUGGGCCUACAAGGCCCUCGACCUCAGCAAGGCCAAGCGCGUCUUCCUCCUCGGCCCGUCGCACACGUACUAUCUGCGAGGCUGUGCCGUCACCACUUACAAGAAAUACGGUACACCUUGGGGCGAGCUGCGAAUCGACGAGGAGACCACGGACGCGAUCCGCCGGCGGGACGGCGUCGAGGACAUGCCGGUCCGCAACGAGGACCGGGAGCACUCCCUGGAGAUGCACCUGCCGUACCUGUUCAAGCGGUUGCAGCAGACGUUCGGCUCCCCCGACAACUUCCCCACACUCGUCCCGAUCCUCGUCGGCGACAACAACAAGGCGGAGGAGAAGGAGGUGGGCAAGUGGCUGGCCGAGUACCUCCGGGACCCGGACAACGCCUUCAUCGUGAGCUCCGACUUCUGCCACUGGGGCAGCCACUUCGACUACACGGUGUACUGCCCCGACGGCGACGUGACCAAGAUGCAGAAGCUUCGCCCUCACGGGUCCGCACCGGACGGCCCGCCGAUCCACGAGACGGUCAAGCUGGUGGACGACCUGGCCAUCGAGGCCAUCAAGACGGGCCGGCACAGCGCCUUCUACGACAACCUCAAGCAGACCAAGAACACGGUGUGCGGGCGGCACCCGAUCGGGGUCACGAUGGCGGCGCUCGAGGAGCUGGGCGGCGAGGGGCAGGAGCAGCAGCACCGCUUCCGGUUCAUCCAGUACCAGCGCAGCAGCCUGGUCACGGGCCCGGGCGACUCGAGCGUGAGCUACGUCUCGGCGUACGCCGUGGUAUAA